Messenger RNA from Marasmius oreades (fairy-ring Marasmius), 2907 nucleotides. RefSeq lists its product as uncharacterized. Gene Ontology annotation, cellular component: exocyst. The record is from RefSeq and is a predicted model, not a curated record. Lineage: Eukaryota; Fungi; Basidiomycota; Agaricomycetes; Agaricales; Marasmiaceae. The transcript is spliced from 16 exons. The coding region runs from base 77 to 2803 and encodes 908 amino acids. Gene Ontology annotation, biological process: Golgi to plasma membrane transport; exocytosis.
GGACAGACAAGCUCACGUUAUAAACACCAAACUGGUAACCAUCCCUUUCUCUCGCACUACCAAUACUACUUUUUGAAUGCCCAAGCUCAACUUCGAUGUUGACGAAGCAACACUCCUACGCUCGUACAAAUUGUCCUCGCUGAAACCAACGAAAUGGGAAGAGGUUGAUCAUGAUUUGGAAGAUUCUCUCGCAGGUGCAUUAACGAACGCGGGGGGUGAACGCGAAGGGGAUCCGCUCGGUAUUGGUUCGGACGUGAAUGUGAAAGACAUGGAUUUAGAGUCAAAGGCCUCGGUUCUCAUAACUUCAAAAUCAUUCGAUCCAAAGGCCUUCUUAUCCGUGGUUCACCCAAACGCGACGUACCAAGAUCUCGCAGCCGGCAUUGCAAACCUUCAGACCUCCAUUGAUGCGCGUUCCGAAGCUAUCAGAAUACUGGUGGAAGAAAAUUUUGACCGCUUUGUCGCCGUAAAGGCCUCUACCGAUGCACUCCAGGCGGAAAUGAAAGAGGGUCUACUGGAGCCGUCCGCCGAAUACGCAUCUAGACCUCUCCGUGAUGAGCUCAAACAGGCCGCUGUUAAAGCCAAUCAGGUGUUUCUACCAGUACUCGAAAACGCUUCAAAAGCUCACAAGCUUAGGAGUACCCUUGGCGUGUUCGAGCGAUCGAAAUUCUUCUUCAACCUUCCUGGAUUUAUUAUCGAGUCGAUCGAAGCUGGCCGAUAUGAACUUGCCAUGCGAGACUACAAGAAAGGAAAAUUUCUGUUAGAGUCGAGACCGGGACAGUUGCUCCCUAUUGGAAUACCUAAAGACGGUCGAGCGUCCACUUCUGCCGAACAGCAACAGAAACGAAUACUCGACAAAGUCUGGGCAAACGUUGAAAAAGCCAUGGGGGAGAUGAAGAAUGUCCUCAUGUCACAAUUGCACGAACAUAGCAGAAGCAUAGAGGAGCAGGAAAAGACGUUAGAACUUCUUCUAGAGUUAUCAUCAAGUGAUGAUCCGGUGUGGACGUAUUUUGACAGCCAACACAAGCAUAUUUUGGACCAGAUGAACAAAGCUUAUAGGUCAUCGGUCGCUACAGUAAAUGUUGCUCGGGAGAAAACCGUGCCAGAUAUAUCCGACCCUGAUUCGCUGACCGCUAUGUUAGCCAACCAGCUGCAGAUCGCCGUUACGGCGGUGGAGGCGAAACAGUCUGACGCAGUAAUUGCAAAUGGGCCCGGAGAACCUGUUUGGGAGGCCAUCUUUGAUCUAGUGAAGAAUGUUUCCGAGAGCAUGGUUUCAUCAUUGCCCAAUUUCUGGAAGAUAUCGAUAAGUUUCAUCGAGGGAAAGUUCAAAAAGCCUCAAACAAUAACAUCCUCGGGUACACGUCGGAGUCCAACACAAUGCAGGAUCAUGGCCCUUGAUAUCGUGAAGCUCUAUGUUGCUCUUAUUUCGGAGUUUUUUACGCUUUCCGAUAUGGCCGUCAUGGCUUUGAGUACCAGUUCAUCAAGCUCGGCCGAAUCUUUGAUGCCUCACAACACCACCUCGUUCACCACAGCUCAUUACCUGACGAAAAUUAUGGGUGAAGUACAGGAAUGCGUUAAUGAGCUAAACUCAAUGGAAAUAUCGAAUGAAGUUUCCUCGAGCCUCAGGGGCCUUUUAGAAAGCGUCAAGUGGCGUUUUGAAGACAUUCUGAUCACUGCUUGGCUGCGAGACGCAGACAUUUUCUACCACCUCGAAACAUGGACACCCAGUUCUGCUGAUCCAUCCGCCACACAUUAUCUAACGCAAAUGGAGCUAUUCCAGAGGUAUGUCACGACAGCUGCAUUCAAGCUCGCCGGUGGCGUCGAUCUCUCGUCUUCUUCAUCCUUGACGAAACCCUCCCUCAAACAAAACCCUAUCCCCUCUGCGUUCGUCACCAAAAUAACUAAAGCUUUUAUCGACGUUCUCUACGCCUUUUUGGACGGCCUCGUGGUUUUAUCCUCGAACGAAGCACCGAUCGUCUCGGGGAAGCGAUUGGUUGUGUCUACUAUUACUGCGACGACGACAAGCUCGGCUGCCAAUGCUACAGAGCUAUUGGACCUUUCAGACUCGGACAUUCGUUUACUCCUGGUUCUCUCUAACUUUGGACAUUUAUCAACCUCCAUUAUUCCUGGAAUGAUUAGUCAACUAGAGACCGCCUUCGGGAUCGCGAUCCCUGAUGAUAGACAGACCUUGAUGACCGUGGUUCAAGAGCUCGAUAGAACUUUAUUUGAAGGAUAUGCAAAGCCGCGAGCCUCGGUAGCUACCACCCUUCUCCGUGCUGGAAUUCUAGAUGACCAAAUGGAUUGGUAUGAGACUCCCCAACCGAGAGAUAUCAGACCGUACAUGUACGAAACUUUGAUGUACCUUGUCGGCGUGCAUGCACAAGUCAGCAGUGCAGCAGAGGGCGCACUCUUGGAACGGAUUCUAAAAUUCUUGGCCGAGGAAUUAGCAGAGGAAGCUUUUCGAUCUUUCAAGCAAGUGAACCGCUUUGGGAUGGGGGGGAUGCUCCGCGCAACACUGGAGAUUGAAUUUAUGCAUCAGACGCUGGGAAAAUAUGUCACUUCAUCGGCGGCGAAGACACUUUCUGAUCUUUAUACCAAGAUCUCUCAAGCAUAUGCUCGUCGUCCCGGGGACGAGAAUUUGCAGAGCCAUCUGGACGGAGUCAAGAAGACGUUGGCAGAUACCCGUCGAGCAACGGGUAUUGAAUUCCUUUGUUUCAGACAAACGAAGACAUCAAGUCGGUCGGUCGGGACAUCGAAGACGCGAGAGAAGGAUCCUACUCGUAUCGCAGGACGUCCGAAGGACUAGAAGGCCGAACUUGGGGCUUUGUACCGGAGAUGUAUUUAUUGAAUCCGGAGAUGUACUUGUUAUAAUUGAGUGUAUCACAAUGUUAUUAGUGUGUUGAAUAUUCA